Porites evermanni is the source of this 2359-nucleotide messenger RNA. Lineage: Eukaryota; Metazoa; Cnidaria; Anthozoa; Scleractinia; Poritidae. The record is from the annotation of a GenBank genome assembly.
UUUUGUUUGAAAUUUUUUUCUGUGCUGCCUUGAGGAGAAAAAAAACAAUUAAAAGGUCACGAAUGCCAAAUUAGGUUAUUCAUAUUUCGUCUUUCUAAGAACUAAUCGAUCACAACAACAGUCUGGUCAUGGAGCCUCUGACAAGUAGCGACUAUAUUCUUAGUUCUAUAUAAGCCAUGAGAUUUUUAGAACCCAAAAGCCAGUCAAGAAGAGGUAGUAAAGCAGCUGGAAGUAUUCGAUCUUUGACGAUUUAGUUAUAAGCUAAUGGCAGCUACUCCUUUCUCGCUCGAAGGCUUGUUUGCGUACAUUUCGGAGACGUUCGCCGCGGGAGUGAUUCAGUCUUACCAAGGGCAAGGCCUUCUAGAUGACGCUCCAUUACUGCAACGCCAAGAUCCCUUGGAGGAUUUCAAAAAGUUCAAUCGAAAUGAUGAGAUUUUUCAAGAGUACGAUCCUCCCUCAGGGGACGACAGCAAAAUGGGAUGGAAAAGAUCUCGCCCGCCAACAUGGCGACUGUCGCUAUGGAAAGCCAUGAAGCAUGCGUUCUAUAUUCAAAUUCUAGGUGGUGUUGCGUUGGGAUCGCUCGCUAUUGUAAUACUGGUCAUAGAUUUCAAUACCGUCGAUCUUUGCUAUGAUAUGCAGUCCAAAAACUGGACAGCGCUUCCCAAAAGAAUUCAGGCGGUCAUGGUGACUGCCGCUACAACCGAAGCUUACUAUGUUCAACUGUGGACGUUUCUCGUUGUGUUGACUAUGUUUGGAUGGCGUUUGAUAAAGGAACUAAAUUUAUUGAUCCUCAAUCUUUUGGGCGCUUUCUUCGACACUUGUUACAGGCUUUAUUUACAAGUUUACGACAUUUACAACAAGCCGUGGAGGUCAUUCCCUCUCAACGGCCUCUUUGUUCUCUUAUUGUUGAUGAACAGUUUAAUCAUCGGCAGAGACAUAGCUAAGAAAAGCGAAACCGAAAGGAACAAAAGAAUCAAGAAAGCGAUCAAGGUAUCGUCGAUGCUGGUAGCUCAAUUUGCUUUUGGAAUUCCAAUCACUUUUGGUCUCGUGUACGUCCUUAUACCCCUGUAUGGCGAAGCAUCUGAAACCUACAGAGCGAUCAUAGCCGGGGCAUUGCCUCUAGUAACUGCUGCUCCAAAGGUCGUUGUACGCUUGGCGGCGCAAAGAAUUGAUUUCCUUCAUCCAGGAGAUUCGCACGUGCUGUUAAACGUACUGUACAGCGCGUCCGCCAUCGUUUUUCGCGUUAUGCAAGCGGAACUGAACAGCCUCCGACUUUUCAUUCUACUCAGCUUCGCGCAUGGUGCAAUAGAUUUGCUGGAAAGGUUGACUAUCGUCAUUCGGGAUUAUUUUUGGUACUUUGUUUACAAAAAGCUCAAAAAAGAGAGUGAAACCAUUUUGAAAGCAAGUCAAUUUCGCUCGCCAAGGAGCAUGCGCUUUGUGGCCGAUAUGAGCAUUCAGAUGAUCCUUGGCGAAUCCACGUCACUGAUAGCAGCGGUCGGUUUCAUUCAGCUUUACAACUUCGUGUACAACCGCAGUGAUGCUUCCUCGGCGUCUACCAACAUGGUUUAUAUCACCCAAUUUUUCAUUCGCGUCUCCAUUGCUAUUAGCAUCGAUUUUGUUUUUAACUCGUUCUCGUUUUGGCUGCAGAUGUCCUAUUUAAAUAUCGCAGUGGUGCGCGUCUGGCGCAAGAAAUGGCGGAAACAUAUGCUUAUUGCUUUUAUUUUGACUGCAGUGACACUGUGUUACUUUACCACUCACUUGUUUGCUGUUGUAAAAGACAAAAACACUUCAGGAGUUAUAAUAGAUGAUCAUAGUUGCAAGGGGCCUUUCUCAAAGUAUUAAGUAAUAUAUUUUUUAACUGAUGGGUUUUUUAUGCUGCCAAAAAAAAAGAAUGACAGCAAAAUGUUGCUCAAUCUCAUUUAUUUGCAAAGCAAUACUUAAAUUGAAUUCUCGAAAUUGAUACAGAGGUGCAUCCCAUAAGUUUGAAUCUGUGUGAGAGUGUUAAUUUAGUGACUUGAACCACCACCUACCCCUUCCCUAAGUCAACAUUACCACUUCUCACUAGCGCAAAAUUGUGACUUAGGGGAGGGAUAGGUGGUCAUGAGGCGUAGGAUGUUGUCGUUUACUUUUUCUACCUGAUAUAAAAGGGUAAUUAACAAUUUUGUUUAAAUUGUAAGACAAAAAUCGUUAAAAAAAUGCAUUUGCUUCGUAGAAGAGGGGAUGUCUCUCAUUUAGAAUAGACGUAGGAAAUGCUGAUCCUUUCUUUGUUGUUGUUGUCAUUUCCGUGCCAAUUAUGGCGAUGGGAAAAUAAACACUGUAUAAGCAUGGCUUAAUUCACGAACUUUGAAUUCAGAACCAC